CCUCAUACACACACCUUAAGCCAAGCCUAGCUAAUAUUUGGCGCCCGGUCGUUGCGACUCGCAGAGCCCCUUUUUCAUCUAUGGGAACCAUGGAAGAGAAGCCCCUGCUCGGCUUGGGCAAGCUCGUGAGCAGCCUGGGAGAGGUGUACAAGAGCGGCAGGACCAGGGACCUGUCGUGGAGGCAGUCGCAGCUCAAGGGGCUCAUCAGGCUCCUGACCGAGAAGGAGGAGGAGAUCUUGGACGUGCUCCACCACGACCUCGGCAAACACCGCACCGAAGCCUUCAGAGACGAGGUCGGGGUUCUUGUCAAGUCCGUCAAAAACACGCUGCAAAACCUCCAGAAAUGGGCGGCUCCCGAGAAGGCUCAAACGCCGCUGGUUUCUUUCCCGGCGACGGCGCUGGUAGUGCCGGAGCCGCUCGGGGUCGUGCUAAUUUUCUCCUGCUGGAAUCUUCCACUAGGCUUGGCUCUGGAGCCCGUCUCCGGUGCCCUAGCGGCUGGCAACGCCGUGGUUCUGAAGCCCUCGGAGCUCGCGCCGUCCACCGCCGCGUUCCUGGCUGCCAACAUACCGAGGUACCUGGACUCCGAGGCUGUGAAGGUCGUCCAGGGUGGACCGGAAGUUGGAGAGCAACUCAUGGAGCACAGAUGGGACAAGGUCCUAUUCACCGGGAGUGCUCGUGUAGGUCGCAUGAUCAUGACCAAAGCUGCAAAACACUUGACCCCAGUGGCGCUUGAACUCGGCUCGAAAUGCCCGUGCAUUGUAGAUUGGCUGGAUAGCAAGAGGGAUAGUCAGGUCGCUGUAAAUCGCAUAGCUGGAGCGAAAUGGUCUACCUGUGCCGGACAAGCUUGCAUAGCCAUCGAUUACAUACUCGUGGAGGAACAGUUUGCGCCGAUUCUGAUCGAGCUGCUGAAAUCAACACUGGAGCGAUUCUUCACGAAACCAGAGUACAUGGCGCGCAUUCUGAACGAGAAACAGUUCCGUAGGUUAGGUAGCCUUCUGGAGAGUCAUAAGGUGGCCCGUUCCGUUGUGCACGGCGGAGCCAUGGAUCCCAAGACCUUGAUCGUUGAGCCCACCAUUCUGCUGAAUCCCCCACUGGAUUCCGACAUCAUGACGGAGGAGAUAUUCGGCCCUAUCCUCCCGGUUAUCACGGUAAGGAAGAUCGAAGACAGCAUCGAGUUCGUCAACUCCAAGCCCAAGCCGCUCGCAAUCUACGCCUUCACCGGGAACGAGAAGCUCAAGGAAAGAAUCAUCAAGGAAACAUCGUCUGGGAGCGUCACAUUCAACGACGCUAUUGUUCAGGUAUAUAUGUACGCACCCUCGUGCCUGUCUGACAGAUAUGGGCUGGAGAGCCUCCCGUUCGGCGGCAUCGGGCAGAGCGGCUUUGGGCAGUACCACGGCAAGUACUCGUUUGAGAUGUUCAGCCACAAGAAGGCGGUUCUCAAGAGGAGCUUCCUGAUAGAGUUCAUGUUCAGAUACCCGCCAUGGGACGGCAGCAAGCUCGGGAUGCUGCGGCAUGUCUUCCGCUACGACUAUGUGUCGCUGUUCCUCGCGCUGCUCGGCCUGAGAAGAAGGUGAACGGUGCCAGCCGGAGGAACCGAGGAAGACAUCGCCCGGUGAAGGGGAAGGAUCUGCAGCGACCGUUCUGUGCACGAUGCCCAUUCGCAUUGUCUACACCGGCAGAUGAAUGUAUUCGCCAUUUCGCCCUGGAUAUAUCCCUAAGCAUUUGAACUAGCGUGCGUCCUUAUGAAUAAACUUUUCGAUCCAUGCACUGUUCUCAACGGGAACCUCUGCUCUAAAUUUGCAGUCAUCAUUUCAUCAA
This is a messenger RNA of Brachypodium distachyon (stiff brome), 1818 nucleotides long. RefSeq names its product aldehyde dehydrogenase family 3 member F1. Bases 81 to 1574 code for a protein of 497 amino acids. Gene Ontology annotation, cellular component: cytoplasm. The record is from RefSeq and is a predicted model, not a curated record. Gene Ontology annotation, molecular function: aldehyde dehydrogenase (NAD+) activity. Gene Ontology annotation, biological process: aldehyde metabolic process. The transcript has 10 exons. Lineage: Eukaryota; Viridiplantae; Streptophyta; Magnoliopsida; Poales; Poaceae.